Ficedula albicollis (Collared flycatcher) is the source of this 2145-nucleotide messenger RNA. RefSeq names its product homeobox A11 (gene HOXA11). Gene Ontology annotation, molecular function: DNA-binding transcription factor activity, RNA polymerase II-specific; RNA polymerase II cis-regulatory region sequence-specific DNA binding. The transcript has 3 exons. Gene Ontology annotation, cellular component: nucleus. Gene Ontology annotation, biological process: anatomical structure development; regulation of transcription by RNA polymerase II. Lineage: Eukaryota; Metazoa; Chordata; Aves; Passeriformes; Muscicapidae. The record is from RefSeq and is a predicted model, not a curated record. The coding region runs from base 1085 to 1981 and encodes 298 amino acids.
UUUUUUUUUUUUCAUUUCUCCUACUCGUGCGAUGGGAAUCCGUGGAAUUAGACAGCAUUUUAGCCUCCUGCAAUCACCUUGUGUGCAAAUCGCCAUCGGAAAUCCUAAGGGACCAGGAGAGAAACAGAGAGAGGGGGAGAGACAGAGAGGGAGGGGGGCGAAGAGAAAGAGAGAGAGGAAAAAAUAAAUAGCUAUAAUAGUAGUAGUAGUGAUAAUAACAGCAAUAAUCGUCAUUAGCCUUUGAUAUCGCUGCAUUUUGCCUGAAGCUGGCAGGAAGGACGAUGUGCCCCAGUGGCUAGAUUUCUCUCUAUCUAAAGGCAAACCAACAACAACUAGAACAAAAAAAAUACAACCCCCCAAACCAACUGCAACCCAAGACACUGAAAAAUCGAGAAGGAAUGUUUGGUGGACCGUGUAUAUUUAAACUGUAAGAGAGGAAACCAAAAAAUAUGCAAUCCAUCCUCACUGAACUGGAGAUCUACAGCCCAGCGCGGGAUCCUAAACUGUCAGUCUCCGUGGGGAUAUAUUUUUGCACAGGCGAGAGACUUCUGGAUGCUGGGGAGCGUUUAUCUCCUCGGAAGCAGCUUUCCACGAGAAAGCGUGCGUGCAUCUCUACGGUGCCCUCCUUCUCGGAGCCUGCCGGCGAGCCGCCGAACGCCCCAGCAAGCCCACAAACAAACAGAAAGGUCUCACCUAACCCUGGGGGGAACUGAUAAGCCUCUCUGCUGCAGAGCCAGAGGGUGCCAGGGACCGGGCGGCUAAGUCUGGGGGGCAGUGGCAGGGCGGCUGUGUGUCCCCCAGGGCUCCCCCCCGGCCAACCUGCGCUCGGCUCGCCCCUGGGCGCUGGCGACGAGCUGUUGCUUUCUUUCCCCCGCGACGGCCACAAAGGGAGCGGGGCCCGGGCCCGCCGCUCGUCAAUGUCAACGUCGGGCCACGUGACCGCACCUCCCCGCCGCCGCCGGGAGAGCUCUCCACGUCAGCCUACGUCUCCCCAUCCCUUACUUCACGGAUCCGCUUCAAAGGGGCAGCUGCGUUAGAGAAUCAUGUUAAGCUCAGCUAAUGCGGAGAAGCCGAGGUAGCCCUAAUGAUGGAUUUUGAUGAGCGUGUUCCUUGUUCCUCUAACAUGUAUUUGCCAAGUUGUACUUACUACGUCUCGGGUCCUGAUUUUUCCAGCCUCCCUUCUUUUUUGCCCCAAACCCCGUCUUCUCGCCCUAUGACAUACUCGUACUCCUCCAACCUACCCCAGGUCCAACCUGUGAGAGAAGUUACCUUCAGGGAAUAUGCCAUUGAUCCCUCCAGUAAAUGGCACCCCAGGAACAAUCUGCCCCACUGCUACUCCGCAGAGGAGAUCAUGCACAGAGACUGCCUGCCUGCCACCAACACUGCUAGCAUGGGCGAGAUGUUCGGCAAAAACACAGCUAACGUCUACCACCCCAGCACCAACGUGUCCUCCAAUUUCUAUAGCACGGUGGGCAGGAACGGGGUCCUGCCACAGGCUUUCGACCAAUUUUUCGAGACGGCUUAUGGCACGGCGGAAAACCUGGCCUCUGCGGACUACCCGGUAGACAAGAGUGGCGAGAAGGCGCCCGCGGCCGCCGGGGCGGCGGCGGCGGCAACUUCAAGUUCGGAGGGCGGCUGCGGCAGGGCGGCGGCGACGGCGGCGGAGAAGGAGAGGAGGAGGCGGCCGGAGAGCAGCAGCAGCCCCGAGUCAUCUUCCGGCAACAAUGAGGAGAAAUCCGGCAGUUCCAGUGGACAACGUACGCGUAAAAAGAGAUGCCCGUACACAAAAUACCAGAUCAGAGAGUUAGAAAGGGAAUUCUUCUUCAGUGUCUACAUAAACAAAGAGAAACGCCUCCAGCUCUCCCGAAUGCUCAAUCUGACCGACCGUCAAGUCAAAAUAUGGUUUCAGAACAGAAGAAUGAAAGAAAAAAAAAUUAACAGGGACCGAUUACAAUAUUACUCAGCUAAUCCACUACUUUAAAACUCAUAGCGUUUUUCAAGACGAGAUUAAAUUCAGAUUUCGCCCUUGACAAGGUCAAGCCACGGGGUUACGUGGAGGAAGGAGGUGUGUAUCUGACGGGACUAGAAGAAUCUAAGGUUUUACACACAUGUAAACCUACUCUGGAACUGCGAUUAUAAUUUUUU